Messenger RNA from Diorhabda sublineata, 1925 nucleotides. RefSeq names its product forkhead box protein O-like. The record is from RefSeq and is a predicted model, not a curated record. The transcript is spliced from 5 exons. Gene Ontology annotation, molecular function: DNA-binding transcription factor activity, RNA polymerase II-specific; RNA polymerase II cis-regulatory region sequence-specific DNA binding. Gene Ontology annotation, biological process: regulation of transcription by RNA polymerase II. Bases 246 to 1799 code for a protein of 517 amino acids. Lineage: Eukaryota; Metazoa; Arthropoda; Insecta; Coleoptera; Chrysomelidae. Gene Ontology annotation, cellular component: nucleus.
AGACGCAGCCGAUACGCUGAAGGGAAUGUAUCACUUGUUGUAGAAAAUAUCUCGGGUAGAUCUCGCGUAACUGCGUCGCAGGUAAUAAAACGUACUACUACCGAUUACAUUUUUGGAUUUACAAACCCGCGUGUGUGUCACGGAAUGUUCUGCGGCUAGUGUUUACAUUUUGUUUGAAAAGUGCAUAACUGUGUGCUAAAAGUGACAUUUUUUUUGGAUAAGUGGUUAGAAAUAAAGCAGUUUCUAUGAACGGGCAAUACGGAGGCUGGAGUGUCCAGAAAAUGGACAUGAACAUGAUGGAUCCAUUGCCGGAGAUUGAUGGUUUUGAACCUCAAACUCGCGCGCGAUCCAACACGUGGCCGCUUCCUCGUCCCGAUAACUAUGUGGAUCCCGCCGAUGAGGCGGCAGGCAACAAGUGUGUAGUGGCGGGACAGCAAGGACCGGGAUCUGUUCCUUCAGCGGUCACCACCACCGUUCCCACAAAAAAGAAUUCCAGUAGGAGAAAUGCUUGGGGUAAUCUUAGUUAUGCCGAUUUAAUAACUCAAGCUAUUAAAACAUCGCCCGAUCAACGGCUAACUCUUAGUCAAAUAUACGAGUGGAUGGUCCAGAAUGUGCCAUAUUUCAAAGAUAAAGGAGAUAGUAAUAGUUCUGCUGGCUGGAAGAACUCGAUUCGACAUAAUCUUUCCCUGCACAACAGAUUCAUGCGAGUUCAAAAUGAGGGAACAGGAAAAUCUUCUUGGUGGAUGAUCAAUCCCGAUGCCAAACCCGGCAAAUCCGUAAGGCGGAGAGCCGCUUCAAUGGAAACCAGUAAGUUUGAGAAAAAAAGAGGCAGGGCGAAGAAAAAAGUAGAGAUGAUAAAGAACGGGUAUCUACCUGACACUACACCUAGUCCUAGUUCGUCGGUUUCUGAGAGUUUAGACUUAUUUCCAGACUCACCUAUUCACAGCGGUGGUUUCCAAUUGAGCCCAGAUUUUCGACCAAGAGCAUCAUCGAACACUUCUUCGUGUGGCCGAUUGUCCCCGAUACCUUCUGUAGGAGUCGAACCCGACUGGGCGCCACACAAUCAAUUUAGCAACCAAAACUAUAGCCCAGAUAUAGUUUCCAGCGGUAAUUAUUCACCCGAUCAGUUGGCUGGUAAUCUUCAACAAGGGAUGAAGCUUGAACCAGAUACAUAUUUAGGGUAUAUGAAUGGUCAAACAGCACAACCUCCACCACCACCUUAUUCUGCUCCUUAUGAUCAGUUUCCUGGAUGUCGGGACCUCGGUGGAACCAUCCAUGCUACAUCUCCUUACGGCCUUACACAAUGUCCGAUACAUCGCAUUCAGUCAUGUUCUUGUUUACAGCCCAUAAAAGUAGAGAGUAUGUCACCGGCGGGAAUGUCUCCAUCUUACCCACACUCCGAACCAUCUCCCGACCCUCUCAACUCACAAUAUCUAAUCAACAGAAUGCAACGACCUCCCUCAAGUAGUCCUCCUCUCACUCCACAACCGACGCAACAGACCAUACCCUCGACGAUGAUGGGACAGAUGAUGGCAGCGCUCAACAAUAGCGCCAUCUUAGAUGACCUCAACAUUAACGUGGAAUCAUUGCAAGGUGGCUUUGAUUGUAAUGUCGAAGAAUUAAUUAAUCACGAACUGAAUAUGGGGGGUAGUUUGGACUUUAACUUUCCCAAUCAACAGCAUGGGAUACCCGCAGUUGGUUCAGCACAAAGUGAACCUCAUACAGGAAACACGGGUAGUCAACCUAGCGCGCCACCUACAUAUUCGACUGCUGUAACGACACCGUCGUGGGUGCAUUAACGAAAAAAUUUCAGGUUAGAAUUUGCUUAAUUUAAAUAGAUUAAUGUAACACAUCUUAAUCUUGAAUGUAGAUUACAGACUCUUGUUGAUGUCUCCAUUUUUUAAUAUAAAAUUAAUAGUAAAACA